AUGGAAACAUUUAAUAUUGAAAAUUUAAAAUUAAAACAAAAUUUGCGGGUGGAGGCGGAAAGAUACGAGCAGAGGCACGUUGCCAUCCAUCAAGAUAAUUUCACUGAUCGAUCACCUGAUUACGAAGAAUGCUCAGAACUUCAGAUGAAAACGAGUGGAUGGGGUAACAGCAACAGCGCAUAUAAGUAUUUGAUCCCAGAAAAUAGAAAUCAUCUUAAGGAAAAAGAUCCAAAUGUUAAGCUUAUUUAA
Clunio marinus is the source of this 249-nucleotide messenger RNA. NCBI's taxonomy places the organism in Eukaryota, Metazoa, Arthropoda, Insecta, Diptera, Chironomidae. The record is from the annotation of a GenBank genome assembly.